AGCAGCGAGCUAAUGUGGUUGAACUGUUAAGGGAGUCGCGCCUGAGCUGGGCAGGCUGCAGCUACACAAGGCAUCUACGCAAGGCUUGAGAUCAAGCCGUGGUGGAUGGAAAUAGAGAGAAAGAGAAAGUGAACCCCAGCUGGGAGCUAAGAGACCGGGGAUCGGCUGGGGUGGGACGCGAGGAAGACCUUGUUCUACCUUUGGGAAAGAUGUUUUCAAGGAAGAAACGCGAGUUAAUGAAAACUCCCUCAAUAUCUAAGAAGACCAGGGCAGGAAGCCCCAUACCGCAAACCCCAUCGGAGCUGCCACGGAAGGAUUGCCUGGAAGCGUCGAAUUCCAGCCUGGUGGACCUGUCCAUGUCCAGUGCCAAGCUCAGCAGUAGCCCCAGCACAGUGGGGACACUGAAGCGCCCCACCAGCCUGAGCCGGCAUGCCAGCGCUGCUGGCUUCCCUCUGUCCCCGGCGGGCCCACGGGGCAUCGCCAAGGGACAGAAGACCCCCGCCUCUUACAGCCCCAUCGAGAGCGGGGAGGGGACUUUCAUUGACGUGGAGGACAUCUCGCAGCUCCUGGCCGACGUGGCCCGGUUUGCCGAGGGUUUGGAGAAGCUGAGAGACGUGGUCCUCAGAGACGAUCCCUUGGAGUCUCAACGGCCGCUAGCCCACGAGUGCCUGGGGGAAGCCCUGCGCAUCCUCCGGCAGGUCAUCAACAAGUACCCACUGCUCAACACCUUGGAGACCCUGACAGCCGCAGGAACCCUAAUAUCCAGGGUCAAAGGUUUCCACUAUGAGUCCAACAAUGAGACGGACAAGCGGGAGUUCGAGAAGGCUCUGGAGACCAUCGCAGUCUCCUUCAGUAGCACCGUGUCUGAAUUCCUCAUGGGAGAAGUGGACAGCAGCACCCUCCUCUCGAUACCUCCCAGUGACCAGAAUCAGUCUAUGGAGAACCUGUACGGAGGGAUCGCCGGGCAGGGCGGAGACGGCAUGCCAGCCGGCAUGGAAAGCUUUGAUUCAGUCCGUCCGUCUGCAGAAGAGGUGGAUAUCAUGCUCCAGCGGUGUGAGGGCGGAGUGGAAGCUGCCCUCCAGUAUGCCAAAAACAUCUCCAAAUACAUGAAGGACCUUUUCUACUACCUGGAGAAGAGGACCACUCUGGAGAUGGAAUUUGCCAAAGGGCUGCAGAAGAUGGUGAACAGCUGUAAGCAAACGAUCACUCAGGAGCCGCACAUGCCGUUCCUGUCGAUCUACUCGCUGGCUCUGGAGCAGGAUAUGGAGUACGGCGCCGCAGUCCUGCAAACGGCUGCCACCUUGCAGAACCACACCUUCCUGCAGCCACUGGGAAUGAGACGCCUGGAACAUGAAAAGCGGAGGAAGGAGAUUAAGGAGCAGUGGCACCGGGCCCAGAGGAAGCUGCAAGAGGCUGAGACCAACCUGCGGAAGGCCAAGCAGAUGUACAUGCAGCGCUGUGAGGAGCACGAGAAGGCCAAGUACGUGACAGUGAAGGCUGAAGAGGAACAGCAGAGCACCAGCAGCAGCACCACCACCAAGACCCUGGACAAGAAGCGGCGGCUGGAGGAGGAGGCCAGGAAUAAGGCAGAGGAGUCGAUGGCCACGUACCGGACCUGCAUCGCUGACGCCAACACACAGAAGCAGGAGCUGGAGGACACCAAGGUGAACGUCCUACGGCAGAUCCAUGAGGUGAUCAAGCAGAGCGACCAGGUCAUGAAAUCGGCCACAAUCUCCUUCUACCAGAUCAUGCACAUCCAGACGGCUCCCCAGCCCGUCCACUUCCAGACCCUGUGCGAGAGCAGCAAGCUGUACGACCCCGGGCAGCAGUACGCUUCCCACGUCAAGCAGCUGCAGCGGGGAGACGAACCCGAGACCCAGUACGACUUUGAACCCUACGUGUCGCAGAAUGCCUGGUCCCCCUUCACCCGGCCACGGAAAGGCAGCUUUAAUGCCAAUGACUUCAGUAGUACCGAUGGGGCUGCGUCCUCCAAGGACGGAGGUGUCUCGGAAGGAGGGGCAGCGGCGAGGGAGCAGCCAAGUGGGACCAUGACCGUGGAACGGAGAGGUGGGAGGGGACACCAGGUCCAUAAGUCUUGGCCAACGUCCAUCAUUGAAACAGAGGGCCGGCUGGAUUCAACCUCAGGUACAUUUAGCCAGAAGUUCCAGCGGAUGUCUUCCAACGGCACCAUGUCCUCUAACGAAGAGCUGGAUGAGAAGGAUGAGAACGCGGCCUCGUUUGAACAGAGCAUCAAUGGGAUAGCCCCUGAAAUGACAGCUCCGACGGGCCCAUUCCGAAACGUGGGUUUAUCCAAGGCUGCCCAGACCCAUCGGCUGAGAAAACUUCGUACCCCUUCGAAAUGCCGGGAAUGCAACAGCUACGUUUACUUCCAGGGAGCGGAGUGCGAGGAGUGCUAUUUAGCCUGCCACAAAAAAUGUCUGGAGACCCUGGCCAUCCAGUGCGGCCACAAGAAACUCCAAGGGAAGCUGCAGCUCUUUGGCCGGGAUUUCACACAGGCGUCCCAGAGCAGCUCAGACGGCAUCCCCUUCAUUAUCAAGAAGUGCAUCUGUGAGAUUGAGAAGCGGGCUCUGAAAACCAAGGGCAUCUAUCGAGUCAACGGCGUGAAGACGCGCGUGGAGAAGCUUUGCCAGGCAUUUGAGAACGGGAAGGAGCUGGUGGAGCUGUCCCAAGCCUCCCCUCACGAUAUCAGCAACGUCCUGAAGCUCUACCUGCGACAGCUGCCAGAACCCAUCAUGCCCUUCCGGCUGUACAAUGAACUCAUGGGCCUGGCCAAGGAAAGCCUGCAAGGUGGGGGUGAGACCAAGACCAAGGCUGGGAAGGGAGGUCCCGAGCUGGUGGACAAGGGAGCUGAGACGGACAAGAUGGUGGUGACGUUGGUGACAAAGCUGAAGGAGCUGCUGAAGGAGCUUCCACGGGAGAACCUGGCCACCCUGCAGUACAUCGUGCAGCACCUGAGAAGGAUUGUGGAAGUAGAACAGGACAACAAAAUGACCUCGAGCAACCUGGGCAUUGUCUUCGGGCCAACGCUGAUGCGCCCCCGGCCCACCGAGGCCACCAUCUCCCUGUCCUCGCUGGUCGAUUACCCCCACCAGGCUCGCAUCAUUGAGGCCCUCAUCAUCUUCUACUCAACCAUCUUCGAGAACAAGGCGGCCCAGCUGCUGGCUGGCUCUGACAAAGACGCUGAGGAUGCCGAAGAGAGGACCAGGCGCUCUAGCCAGGACAACGAGCCCCCAGUUCCACACAGCAACAUCCCGUACUUAGAGGUGCCCUCGGAGAAGGGGGAUUCCGAUAACAACGCCGACCCGUACGGAGAAUCUGGCGACCGCUCGAUAGAUUCCGACUCGGAGCUGGAAGAGGGGGCGGAGCUGCCGGCUACAGACGAGGGAGCCCCGAGGCAGCGGCUGGCAAAGCAGGGAAGCGAGACCAGCACGGACGAGGCUCCAUUCUGCGACGACGCGAGCGAGGGGCAGCUGAGCAGGACCUGCAGCGUGGGCCAGUCGGAUGCAGAGUGCGCCUCUUCGCUCCAGCACAGCCCAACAGGGGAGGAAGAGCAGAGCGACCCGGAAGAGGAGUCCGCCUCGGAGAGGGACGGCAAGGCAGGCCAGCAAGAGAGGCCUCUGUCUGACUGUAACACAAACCAGUCCAAUAACACGCUGCUGGCCGAGCGCUGUCGGGGGCACCGGCUGCUGCCCACCGUUCGGCUACGGGACGGCACGAUAGCAGUGAGGUCGGCCAGCGAACGGCAGCCCAGGUUUGUCUAGGCCACCGCGCAGAGGCUACGCAAUGGACAACGGGGCGGGGUGGCUGACCAAACAGGCUACCCGCCCGCAGCUCGGCAAAGGGCGAUGCUGUGCAUAUUCAGGGAAGGGAGGGGUCUAGCACAGCCAAACCUCAGGGAGCUCACAAGGGUUUCGUAUGCUGGCUGCAGACAGUAGAGUCACCUUCUUCUAGUGACUGGAGCUCCCAUACAAACCCCCUCUGCACGGACAUUCGUCAGUCCGACGACGGGUUGUCCUUGCAGCAGCAGCGCCUCAGCUAGACAGGAACUAGAACCAUAAAGCAUAUUCCUUUGAGAGGAGGAGUCCAACGAGGAUGGAUUUGACCUUGUCCUGCUGGAUUGGGAAGGGAUCCAGACCCUUGCUGUACCUAUGCUAUGCUGCCGCAGCGGGUUUAAGCUCAACUUUAUUUAAAUAGCUCUUCAAGAAGAGAGAUGCAGCUAUUGAAGUGUCUAAUCCGCUGCAGCGAUUACUGAAAACUCCAGCUCCCCAGGCUAGGAAGGGAGGCCAGAAGCGCUUUGCGUUUAACUAACCUGUUUUAAGAAAGCAGCACCAUCUUUCCACUCAAGUCUAAGCAUGCCAGGUGGCAGAAUAAAUCUCUUAUAUUUGUAUGGCGUGGAAGAUCCCAGAAUGCUUCGUACCAUGGAGAUGCACAGCCUCUGUGGUGGUAGAUGGCAGACAGGAUGCUACACAGCAGUGGGAGUGGCAUGGACAGCUUUCGGGCAAAUGCCUACCACAACCUCGCCAAGCACCGACAGCCGCUCAGGAGAGGGGGGAAUAAAGCUUCUAGAGGCAGGUUUGGCAGGAAGGUGGAAGUCACUGUUGUCCUCUUGUAUGGCUUGGGGGGUGGGGAACUUCAUGUAUUGGGGCUGUGGAUUCCUGCGUGAUGCUCACAAAGGGCACAAACGAUUAUGGCCGACUGUACCAGGUGUGCCAACUGCAGCUACAAGUGCCCUGCAAGAACCCGGGCCCUCCUGUGAAACAUGGGACUUCACUAGUGACCUGCCUUUCCACACCCAGCUUAUUUACGGUCUCUCUUCCGCUUGGCAAGAUCGUAGAGGACGCUGCGUGAGAGCGGCUGGCUGUUCUCGACUCACUGCUGUGAAUUAGCAUGGAGGGUACCACGGGGCAGUCAUGUUUUCCCAGCUCUAAUUCCUUUGGAUCCUGGGCUCUCUCUAGUCCUUCCUGCAGUUUCUUCUACAAGCGGCCAGUACCCUAACCGAAGCGGUUUUUAAAGGCGCUUGAACUGUAAUUUCAACGAAGAAGGGUUCAUAGUGCUCACAGGAAUGGAAAUCCAUGACGCAGACGCAGCCACUCCAAUGGUGCCUCUUGUUGAGAGCCUGACGACUUGCCCUCUCUGCCUCAGUGCACAGGACAAGCUGCCUUCACGGGGACAGGAGUUGCCAGAAUUGAGCUACUGGACAGUCCAGUGUAGGGGCCUUUUUAGAUGCCCUGUCAACAUGUGCCCAAGGACACAGCUGGCAAAGGAGUUUAAGGGAUUAACCAGAACCAGGUAGGAUGGCUUUAAAGAAAUGCAGGGACUCCCAGCACUGCAGUAGCAGAAGAGACUGAACUUGCAAAUAGAUUUUAAAGCAAAAUAGCUGAAAAUCACUUCCCCUUAUUUCCCACCCCAGCCUGUCCUCAGGCUUCCAUGUUCCUCUUGCAACGGUUGAGAGUGUUGCUAAACCCUGUAAGUGAGCAGGGAGCAAGCUGAACAAACAGCACCAGAUCCCCAGCCAAGUUUAACUCACCUGUGCUGGUGGGAUCACAUGAAGCAGUCGGGUUGCUGUACUUCAACCCACCUCAUGCACGUUACUCCCAACUCUGAGCACCUGCUGGCUGGUGUGGUCAAUCGCUGCUUUCGCCAGCCCACAAACUGUCAUUUUAAGGGUAGAGUCUAGUGAGCUGAACUCAGGAACUCUUAUCUGAACACCGUACCUCUCCACCCUUGAGUAAGUCACUUACCCCUCUGUAGAGCAGGGGUACGAGUCAGCUACCUCCCAGGCCUGUUGUGAGGGUUAUUAGAUUCAGCUGAAAACCAAGCCUGGCAGCAGGAUUCAGCUUUCAGUCAAAGCAGAAUGCCUGCCAUCACCCCAUGGUGUGCACAUAAAGCUCCCACUGUCACUUGUGCACAGGGGGUCAUGCACACUAAUCACAUGGACAAAUUCUAACUGCUAUACUUCCUGCUUCCCCGGCCUCACGCUCCUACCCAACGCUGUUCAACAAGGGCGGGCUGCAUUUCCUAACCCAAGAGAGCCAUUGAGACUAGGCUACAGGCCGAGGCUAUUAAAAAAAAAAAAAAAGCCACAGCAGGAGCCAAAGCUGCUUUCUAUGACUUCCACACAGACACUCUUCCUCAGCAACUUAUGGCAUUGUCUGUCCCCGUUCAGAGAACAGGCUUCACCACUAGAGGUCACUACACACAGUUCACAGAUUAAGCAGACAACCUGCAGCAGGUAGAGAGACCUUUGGCACUCUGAACCGAUUGGGGCGCUAGUAGUCUCAGGCCCAGAUCCUCACAGGGGUUUAGGCUCCUGACUUCCACUGAUUUCAGUGCGAAGAGCCUAAAAUACCUCGGGGGCUCUGUCCCUUCCCAGGAGAGGCCACCAAAUCAAGCCACCCUAGGGCACAGCUACUGAAUGGAUGGCUACCUCACAGGCUUGGGAUGGUGAUUACACACUGCUGCGUUAUGAAGGAUGGAAUAAAGAUUCUGUUGUUCAGCCAAAUGUUAGAGACUCCAAAGCUAAGAGGAUCGAUAAUCGUUGAAGCAAGUGGCAAGAACUCAGGAAUCUGUGAUGCCUGGAACGCUCCAAGACCCAGUUAAAGGAAUCCCAGAACCAUUUCUUCUUGGUGAAGAAAUACAGCUGCUUGUAGACCACAAGCUGGUUUCUUUGUAACUGAGCUGGAAGAUUGCAAGACUCCUCACUGCAUCGUCGUUCAAUACAACGGUUACAUUUCCCUGCAGCUUGUUUCCAUCAGAGGAGAAGGAAUCAGAACCGCUUCACUACAUUCCUGUCCUACUGCUAACCCUGGGCAAUAUGGGGAGCAUGUGUGCAUGGACGGCUGGGUGGGUGCACAAGAGGGAAUGGAGUUUCUGUGUUAUGAAUGCUGUGUUUGUGCUUAGCAUGGUGCCAGGCAUCCUGUGUUUGUAUAUUGUUCAGCUGCGAGAGAUGGAAGAUGUUUAUUUGAAUGUGUCACAGCCUUGCUGCACACAGACAUCUUACUUUGUUUGUAAAUUCACAUGCUUCAAAGAAAUAAAAAUGUGUUCAGAUGAUCA
This is a messenger RNA of Mauremys reevesii (Reeves's turtle), 7074 nucleotides long. RefSeq names its product Rho GTPase activating protein 45 (gene ARHGAP45). Bases 210 to 3782 code for a protein of 1190 amino acids. NCBI's taxonomy places the organism in Eukaryota, Metazoa, Chordata, Testudines, Geoemydidae. The transcript is spliced from 23 exons. The record is from RefSeq and is a predicted model, not a curated record. Gene Ontology annotation, biological process: activation of GTPase activity; signal transduction. Gene Ontology annotation, cellular component: membrane. Gene Ontology annotation, molecular function: GTPase activator activity.